UUUAUUAUCAUCCUUUGUGCAGGUAUAUCUGAACCUUCUUUUAUUGCUAAAAGUGAAGACCGUUUGUUUAAACAUUUAUUUGAAGACUAUGAACGAUGGGUUCGGCCAGUCGAGCGCUUGAAUGAUACCAUCAAAGUGAAAUUUGGUCUUGCAAUUUCCCAGUUGGUGGAUGUGGAUGAAAAAAAUCAACUGAUGACAACAAAUGUUUGGCUGAAGCAGGAAUGGGUUGAUGUAAAACUGAAGUGGGAUCCUGAGGACUAUGCUGGAAUAACAUCUAUCCGUGUUCCUUCAGCUUCAAUAUGGAUUCCAGAUAUUGUUUUAUAUGAUAAUGCAGAUGGUCAUUUUGAAGGAACUUCUACAAAAGCCAUCGUGAAACACGAUGGCACUAUUGCUUGGACCCCACCUGCAAAUUAUAAAAGUUCCUGCACCAUUGAUGUCACUUAUUUUCCAUUUGACCUCCAAAACUGCUCCAUGAAGUUUGGCUCUUGGACAUACGAUGGUUCUCAGGUGGAUAUAAUCCUUGUGGAUGAAGAAGUAGACAAAAGAGAUUUCUUUGAUAAUGGAGAAUGGGAAAUAGUAACUGCAACGGGUAUCAGAGGGAACAGAACGGAUGGAUGCUGCUGGUACCCCUUUAUUACCUACUCAUUUAUAAUUAGGCGCUUGCCUCUCUUUUAUACGCUGUUCCUCAUUAUUCCAUGUAUAGGGCUGUCUUUCUUAACCGUCCUUGUUUUCUAUCUUCCUGCGUAUGAAGGUGAGAAAAUCUCCCUCUGCACCUCGGUUCUGGUAUCGCUCACCGUCUUCCUCCUGGUCAUAGAAGAAAUCAUUCCAUCUUCUUCUAAAGUCAUACCGCUGAUUGGCGAGUACUUGGUGUUCACCAUGAUUUUUGUGACGUUAUCUAUUGUGAUAACUGUCUUUGCUAUUAACAUUCAUCAUCGAUCCUCGUCGACGCACAACGCGAUGGCACCAUGGGUCCGCAAACUCUUUCUUCACAGACUUCCCAAACUGCUUUGUAUGAGGAGUCACGUAGAUAGGUACUCGGUACCAAAGGAAGAAACCAGCAGCACCAGGGGAUCCGAGGAGUCUAGGGAUACUUUAGAAGCAGCCUUAAAUUCUGUCCGGUACAUUGUAAGACACGUUGUCAAAGAGAAUGAAGUACAUGAGGUUGUGGAGGACUGGAAAUUUAUAGCUCAGGUGCUUGAUCGUGUGUUCCUAUGGCUGUUCCUUCUGGUUGCAGUUACUGGAUCCCUGACCCUGUUUCUUCCUGUAAUUCAUAAAUGGGCAAGCAAAAUAAUACCAGUCCAUGUUGGGAUGGUUAAUAAAUAAGUGUGUGAGUAGGGGUAGAGUUCUAACAGUGUUUAUAGGAAUAUUAAUUCCUAGAUAUUUUUAAGCACAUUCUAAAAUCUAAUUAGAAAAUGUCUGAGAAUGGAAGUGGGAGGGGGAAACUCAUGGUUACAUUUAACCAGGAAAAUUGUAAGAUACAUGUUUUUUCCCUCUUAAUACCAUCAGUGCAUACCACUAGCAGGAUACCAUCAGUGUCCUAAGAUUAUUUACAGAAUAUUAUAGCAAAAUAUUAAUAUGACACUUUAACAUUUAAGGUGUUUAGGAUGCCCAUCAUUGAAACUGCUGGGGAAGUAGGUGAGAAGAAUACAGAACGUUUUAGAUUUUUCAGUCCGUUCGCAUGAGGCUUGAGUAAUCCUUGUAGUAGACGAGGGCUCUCUAUCUCUUACUCACAGAAUUAAGCUCGGUUCUCCAAGGAACUGGAUGGGGUAGGGAGGAUGAAAGGGGUAAGGCAGAACAGAAACUAAUUAAAUGUGAAAGUACACUAUGGAAUGUUUGGGACUUCCUAAUGCACUUUUCCCCUAAAUAAUCCCAAUUUUUAUUUCUGUUUCUGUGUUGUGAUAACCGAAGUAUCUAUAGUUUGCCAGCAAUUUCUGUGAUUGUAAAAAGGUAAAGACACCCUCAAGUCCAGCUCUACACUCAUGUAGUUUUCUUCAUAGCCUUACAGAAGCAAUUCAUUAUUCCUUUCUUAGGAAAUUGUGUUUUACCUCACAGUCUAAUGAACUUGGUGUGUUGAUUAUAGAAGUUGUUGUGAAGUAUCUGGGGCAUGUUCCUUUAUACAUUUUUCAUUAGGCACAAAUGCCCUCCAUGUUCUGUGAAGAAAACGCUAUUUAAGUAGACCUUAAAUUAGAAUCAACAGUCAAAUCAUGGAAUAAAAAAUGUCCAUCCCAAAUAUUUGCACAUAUGCUACAGCAGAGAUAUACAGGUACAUAUAAUUUUAAUAUCAUUUAAACAUACUUUUAGAGAGAUGGCAUAAAGUUGGAAACCUUUUGGGUCAGUAGUUCAGAAAUGAACAUUUGUGGUUGUAUGAGCUGGGGCACUUUAUCGUUCUAGUUGUAUUUUGUGUAUAGCUGGGGAUUUUCAAAAUAUGUAGAAAAAGUCAGAUUUAAUUUUAGAUUUUAGAAAUGUAUACUGAAUGCACUUUGAGGGUGAUAAUGACAAUAAACUAAACUUUGCAUUUGAUACUUGCUGUUUGUUAUUAAGUUUGUAAAUCUGAGGGGAAUGUUUAAAUUAUAUAAUGUAUUUCAUUAGGCAACAAUCAUUUGAAAAGUGGGUUAAUUAAGGAUUCUUUUUUAUUUCUCUGCAUUACUUAGAGGUUUUCCUGUCUUGCUCUCAGUCUUUUUUAUAAAAGCGGCUGAGAUUCUUUGCCUUUCAUGG
Messenger RNA from Python bivittatus (Burmese python), 2715 nucleotides. RefSeq names its product cholinergic receptor nicotinic alpha 5 subunit (gene CHRNA5). Lineage: Eukaryota; Metazoa; Chordata; Lepidosauria; Squamata; Pythonidae. Gene Ontology annotation, molecular function: transmembrane signaling receptor activity; acetylcholine-gated monoatomic cation-selective channel activity. Gene Ontology annotation, biological process: monoatomic ion transmembrane transport. The record is from RefSeq and is a predicted model, not a curated record. Gene Ontology annotation, cellular component: postsynaptic membrane.